This is a messenger RNA of Humulus lupulus (European hop), 485 nucleotides long. RefSeq lists its product as uncharacterized. NCBI's taxonomy places the organism in Eukaryota, Viridiplantae, Streptophyta, Magnoliopsida, Rosales, Cannabaceae. Bases 37 to 456 code for a protein of 139 amino acids. The transcript has 4 exons. Gene Ontology annotation, molecular function: cysteine-type peptidase activity. Gene Ontology annotation, biological process: proteolysis. The record is from RefSeq and is a predicted model, not a curated record.
AGUAAAAACUAUACGGUGGAUCUUAUAGCCAAAUGGAUGAUGACUAUGGAUAGACGAGGCCAAAUAUAUUUCAUUCCUUGGAUUGUUGAUCGACAUUGGAUGUUGGUGCUCGUGAUGAUGCGGGGGAUGACCAUAAUUUUGGACCCUUUAAAAAAUCAUAAAUCUCCACCAAUAAUUACGGAGGUUAUGGAAAAAGCAUACGCACAAUGUUUGGAAAAUGAAUACAUCGGCACAUUUACAAAAUUGGUGAGAGGUUCUUGUCCAAAACAACCUGAAAGUCAUGAAUGUGGUUAUUAUGUACUAAGAUACAUUUAUGAUCUUGUAAAUGCACCGAAUCCAGCAGAAGUUAUCAAGAAGAAAUGGUUUGACAAAAAGCAAUUCAAUGUCAAAGAGGAUCUACUACCACUACAAAGUGAUUGGUUAGCUAGAUUAAUGCCAUUUGUUUAUGAAAUCUAAAUUUUUGUAUGUAUGUAAGAUUAAAGUGC